Molecule: messenger RNA, 659 nt
Organism: Clarias gariepinus (North African catfish)
Lineage: Eukaryota; Metazoa; Chordata; Actinopteri; Siluriformes; Clariidae
Gene: cckb
Product: cholecystokinin b
Exons: 3
Coding region: 39-371 (110 amino acids)
Biological process (GO): digestion
Cellular component (GO): extracellular region; axon
Molecular function (GO): neuropeptide hormone activity
Source: RefSeq, a predicted model, not a curated record
UCUCAGACAAGCUGCACAGUCUUCUGAACAAGGCAAGGAUGAACUGUGGCGUUUGUGUGUGCGUGCUUCUGGCCGCUCUCUCGGUCACCCUUGCGGCUCGCACCCGCUCCUCACCGGUGCAGGAGGAGAACAGCGCUCUGCCCUCGCAGAUGGACUCCAGUGUGAAUGCAGGACACGAUGCCAACCCCCGUGCCAACCUUAAUGAGCUGCUGGCCAGACUUAUCUCCAGGAAAGGUUCUGUUCGUCGGAACUCGAUGGCGAACAGCAAGGCGAGUGCUUUGAGUGCCAGCCACAGGAUAAAGGACCGGGACUACCUGGGCUGGAUGGACUUCGGUCGCCGGAGUGCCGAGGAAUACGAUUACUCCUCAUGAGGGACCACGCCUCGCUCUACACUUUCCCAAAUAAAGAAUAUAUUUAUUACUACUAUUCCCAUUCUUCUUAUAAUGAUGCUGAUGAUGUAUUUGAUGUACAUGUUUGUAAAUUGAUAAUGCAAUAUACACUUAUGCCAAAUUUUUUCAGAAAGGUUUUUUUUUGUUGUUGUUGUUCGCUUUUGUGUUCUUGUGAGUGAUUGGGGAAAAGAAGGCUUGUCUGGCAGACACAGUGCUGUUGAUGUGUUUCCAAUAAACCAGGUUAGAAUUGGUCUUUGGCCACAAACCGUA